This is a messenger RNA of Coregonus clupeaformis (lake whitefish), 2238 nucleotides long. Its product is annotated as prosaposin. Lineage: Eukaryota; Metazoa; Chordata; Actinopteri; Salmoniformes; Salmonidae. Gene Ontology annotation, biological process: sphingolipid metabolic process. The transcript has 11 exons. Bases 631 to 1719 code for a protein of 362 amino acids. The record is from RefSeq and is a predicted model, not a curated record. Gene Ontology annotation, cellular component: lysosome.
CUGUUGUCCAUAAUAAUCUCAUCAUGUAGUAGGCUAUACCUGCACUGUAUCUGAAAACUGUUGGAUAGAGCGCAAAUGCAAAUACCAGAGUCAGCACAUUCGCUACACUUUUUGUGACAAAAUCAUCAGUAGGCCUACAGUUGAAAAUGCGAUGGAAACUCAUUUAACUUGUAUUUUUUUAUUUAAGGAAUUUAAACUCAAAAGUUAUUUUUAUGUGCACUACGUAUUGACGGACAUACUUUUAUCCGCAACAAGUCAAUUUGAUGGAAACACAACUCUGAUGGGAAAAUGCGCCAGGGUUUCCCUUAGCCAGUAAUUGCGGCUUUUGGCCGAUAAAAAAUGAAAAGCCAAUAAAUACAAUUGUAUCCAGCCAAAUGGUCCAAGAGAGGCUGUCUAGCAUAGCCUAGACCCUGAAUGCGCGCUUCAGCACCAUUCUCUCACGCCUUGUAUGCACUGGCCUCCGGCUGAGGAGAGAGAGAGCGAGGUACCUUGGCCUUGGCUACUGUUGAUUGUGAAGAUGGAGGCCUUUUUCAUUGAAGUAAAACAAACGUUAGAGGAAAAAGAGUAUGCCUAUAGUGAAAAGCCUACAAGGGGAAUUUAAUAUAAGUUUUAAUAUUGUAGUGGACUAAGAUGAGAAGAAUGUUGGCAAGGCCAAAUGCAGUCUACUGUGUAACUCCCUAUUCAGGUGAGACCAUGGUCAUCGGUGAGCCUACCAGGGCCAAGUUGGACAUCACACAGCAGUCAUCAACAACUGACAUCUGCUCAGACUGCAGCCAGAUCAUUGAGCUAUUCACAGACAUGAUCUCCAACACAGACACCCAGGAGCUGAUCCACAACACCCUGGAUUACCUGUGUAAGCGCCUCCCUGGAGGUAUGGCUCAAAGCCACUGUAUAUCCCAGGUGGAGAUGUACCUGCCCCAAGCCCUCCAGUACCUCAUUGGCAUACUGAAGCCAGGUGAGACAUGUAUGGUCUUGGGACUGUGUGCUGUCUGCUCAGAGAGGGGAGCACCUAAACAGCUUUCUCCUACAAUCACUGACAUGAAGCUGUCCAACGCUGUCCUUGACUCAGGCACCAGCCCAGAGGUGCAGGUCAGACCACAAUGUACCUUCUGUGUUUAUCUCAUGAAGAAACUGGAGAGCUUGUUGCCUACGGAGAAGAUUGGGGAUGCCGUAUUGAAGCUAAUGGGAGGAGUGUGUGGCCUCCUGCCUGCCAGCUACAAGGACCAGUGCAAUGACUUCAUCAACAAGUAUGGCAAGGAGAUAGUUGACAUCCUGCUGCCGUCAGCUACCCCUUACUCCAUCUGUGCCCUGCUGCACCUGUAUAUGUUCCAGGAGACCCCCAGCAUGGAGAUGCCCCUACCCUCUGACUGUGAUUCCUGCCGUACGAUGGCGGUUCUGAGCCGGCUCCACCUGGGUCUCAACGCCACUGAACCUCAGACCUCCUCUUUCCUCCAGUCUGUCUGCCUGAAGCACCCCAACGCCAUCCCCAAGUGUGAAAUGUUCACCAAACUCUAUGGCCCCAGGCUGCAGAAGGUUCUGGGAAGCCAAAUGGAUACUCCGGAUGCAUGUGAGAGAGCUGGUGUGUGUGUUGCUGUGAAAGAGCAGCAUCUUCUGAGGAAGAACCAGUGUACCUGGGGACCCAGUUACAUCUGCGGGGACUUGAAAACCGCUCAGGAGUAUGGUAUGGUAGACUUCUGCCUGAAGGUCAUGUGGAACUAGAGCUGAGAACCACACCCAGCGAUCUCCCUUCAUGGAUGAAUCUCUGAUGAUUUAUCUGCAUUUAUUAACUGCAAAAUGUGUUUAAGAAUUGCACUUGUUACUGACUGCACUGUUGCCUUAAUAUUUUUCUGUACAUUUCAUUUAACAGGUAUGAUAUUCUACUGAUGAGCAAUUUGAGAAAAAUGUCUGUACAUUUCCUUCAUUUGAUUUGUACUUGUUGUGGUAGGUUAAUGUUGUAGCACUGAGAUGAUGAUUUGAUGUUGUCAGGUUUGAUUUGCACUGUGUAGGCUGUUACGAGCGCAGUAAGUAAUUAAUUCAAACAUACUGUAAAUGUUUGAGUUAAAAUAAUAGUGGACCUAUUUAAGCAGAUAUAUCCACAAGUAUAAUACAUCAUUUAUAUUGGAAAUUCAUUGUGACUUUUCACUGUUGUCUGCAAUAAAGUUAGGCUAUCUUCAUAUAAAAUCAGUCAUAAUCAGGAAAAACAAAUAUGGUACAGUAAAUAAAAUGGCAAAGUGCCUU